Molecule: messenger RNA, 729 nt
Organism: Miscanthus lutarioriparius
Lineage: Eukaryota; Viridiplantae; Streptophyta; Magnoliopsida; Poales; Poaceae
Source: the annotation of a GenBank genome assembly
AUGGAUUUCUCUAAGCCCACAGCAAGUGAAGCCUCCGUGAAACUCUUGCCAGGGUUCAAGUUUAAACCUACCGAUGAGGAGAUCAUGAUGCGCUACCUUCGUCCUCGUGCGGUGAAUGAACCAGUCCCCUCAACGUUCAUUGUUGAUGUGGAUAUCCUAAGAAGCAACCCUUGGGACCUAAGGGAUCUGUGGAGAAAUACUUCUUUUGUCAAAGAGUACAAAGAUGGCCACAUGGAAACCGGUGCAAUCGUGCAGCAGGUGACGGACACUGGAGGGCAUCGGCAGCUAGCUGGUGAGAACACAGAAUGGGUCAUGCAAGAAUAUAGCCUUGUUCAAGCUGGCCUCACACCAUAUCCUGUGAUUGGGCCCAAUGGAACCAAUAACAUAGGAGAACACAGUCGUGAUGCAGUGGCAAGCACAAAGAAAAAGGAUAAUCUCUCUGAAGCCGUCCGCAAUGCUACUACAAGUGUGCCCAAGGUUGUUCCUGUCAUGAUUAAUCCAGAUGACUCAUGGGUUGUCUGUCGCAUCUACAAGAAGAAGAAGCACGCACCACGUGUCAUUGCCCAGCGUUACAACAUUGCACAUGGAGGGCAGGUCUGCUUCUUCAACUUCCUUGGGCAGGGUAAUUCUGAGGGAACUUCUAGCUCAGGCAGCCUCACCAACCUACCAAUAGAGAAGGCAAAGGAUAACAAUGAGGAUAGGGGUGGCACGAACGACAAAGUUAAUUGA